AUGUAUAUUCUUUUUUUUUCAUGUACCUCUUCUGUGGUUUUUGUGGGGACCAUAGGGAACAAAUAUAUUCUGGGUCUAGAGUACUACCUGACCUGAUUAUUUAUACUAGCAAGCAGUGGCGGACUGACAACUCAUGGGGCCCCCGGGCAAUAGGGGAUCAUGGGGCCCCUGUGUCCUUGCCCAAACUCAAAAAAACCUAUGAAAAAAGUAUCAGGGGCAUCUCAUGGGGCCCCCUACUGACUCCGGGCCCUUGGGCAGUGCCCGAGUUUCCAAAUGGUCAGUCUGCCCCUGCUAGCAAG
This is a messenger RNA of Staurois parvus, 299 nucleotides long. NCBI's taxonomy places the organism in Eukaryota, Metazoa, Chordata, Amphibia, Anura, Ranidae. The record is from the annotation of a GenBank genome assembly.